UGGUAUUUAAAUCGAAAAGUCGUUGAAAUGUAUUAAUGGUAGUGUGUUAAUGUGCGUUAAUUUUUAAUGUUGACUUAUUGGUUAGGGUUAGCUGUUUGAUUUCAUACGGAAUAUUAAGAACAAAAAUAUUUCAAAGCGAGCUGCGAAAAACUAAAGGCAAAACGUCAUAAGAAGACUACAGUUUUAAAGCAUAGAAAACGUCAAAUACGAGGCAAAUGGAUUUUGAUCUUAGUAAAGAAAAUAUUCAACCCCUUCGAGGAGGACGAAACGUUUCACAACUGGGUAUAGCUUUGCAAGCACAGACUGACUUGGAGCAUCAAAAAGAACUAAUACACAAAAGAGAGGAAUAUGAGAAAUUAAUAAGAACAUAUAGUGGUGAUGAUCCACUAGAAAACUGGUAUAAUUAUAUUGCAUGGGUGGAACAAAGUUAUCCAAAACAGGGACUCGAGGGAAAUUUGAAUUCCUUACUGGAACAUUGCUUGAAGUUGUUUGAAAAUGAUAGUCGCUAUAAAGAUGACCGUAGACUUUGUAAAUUGUUUAUCAAAUAUAUUGAUCAGCAACAAAAUCCGUUAGAACUUUAUCACAUGAUGUAUGCACAGGGCAUUUGUAGAAGUUGCGCUGAUAUGUAUAAAGCUUGGGCAUAUUAUUAUGAAGCCGCAAGUGAUUUUCAAAAUGCGCAUCGUAUAUUUGAAUGUGGGAAACGAGAGCUUGCACAUCCAUAUGAAGAACUACAAAAUGCUCAUGAAAAUCUCGUGAUAGCUGCUGGACAUCACAUAAUUUAUGGACCAAACGAAAGAGAUCUAACAGAAAAACGUCAAGCCCUCACAUCUCUUAAAACUUAUAAACAAGGCCAAGUGGGCAGUGUUCGAAGCACAAGUAGUUCUCAUCCUGGAAGUUUCGGCUCGGCAGUUGACAGUCGUAAUAAUGUUGCAAUAUAUGAAGAUCGAAGUUGUUCUAAUGUUCCAAUAUCUAUCUAUGAAGAUCGAGGCGAAGAAGUCCGGGGUGCCGAGGCAGGUCCAACCAGUAUUAUAACUGCAGCGAAAAGACAGGAAGUCCCUAAAGAAAAUACUCUUAAACCUGGUCCGUGGACCACAGUACCAAUCAAACAAAAACAAGCAGUCCAAAGAAGUACACCACGAUUUACAGUUCAUGAAGACAGUGAAGACAGCAAUGCCAGCCUAAAAUGCGUCAAUUUUGUUUCUACAACAUACGAAAACUAUUCUGACUGGAUUGUUAGUUUGACAAUUCCUGAACCAAAGGAUGACAAAUUUAUUCCAAUGUAUCCUAAGCAAAAGGUAUAUGCUGAAAUCAGCACCGAAUAUAGUUUAGAGGAAUUACGUUCUCUGAGAUAUCUAUGCAAUGAAAAGAAACCAGUGAUUCCCAUCAGUGAAACUAAUAAGGCGGUUCAAUCAAUUGUUGAGGACACGCAAAAUACGGAUGAAAAAAGUGAACAAAUUUUGAAUCAAAGCAUAUUUCAAGAAUGUGAACACAUAAAUAGUUUCUCAACUGUAUCAACAUCUAGUGAAGAGCAUCGAAUAAAGGAAACUAAUUUGUUAUCAAGAAACGCUUGUGAUCAAAACUCACCAGAUAAUCUAGAUGAUUCUGCUUCCGAAAAUAUUAUUGAGGGUCUGAACUUCGACUUAUGGAAUUCCUUCAAAGCAGAAUCAUUGUACACUUCAACGACCCACUUUCCAAAGUCUACCGCACCUAAAUUUUCUAUUUAUGAACAAUCAAACGUGGCUUUGCAACAUUAUUUGGAGCCAAAAGGCAGUGCCAUGAAAACCCCAUUUAAGGACUUGAAUGCUGAAGAACUUGCUGAAACUGGAUCUAGAGGUGGAAUGGAUAUAGCAGCAGCAGCUCCAGUGGAUAGCGCCAAAAGAUUGCCAAUUUAUGAUGAUGAUAGCAGCUCAUCGUUUGAUAAAGUUAUGGAACCAGGAAAUUUUGAAGAUCUCACUUGUAAUACUCAAAUGUUUUGUUUCAACUUGAAUGUAAUGAAAGUUAGCACACCUCAAAACAAGCACCAAGAAUAUGUAGUCAAAAACGAGGAUUCCUUUAAAAAAGCCCAGAAACAGUUAUUUACAGAAACUUCCAAACCUGAAGAUGACAAGUACAAGAUUUUGUCGACGAUUUUAGAAGAAACGAAAAAUGGCGGCCAAAGUUCAAGUUCCAGCUCCACUUCGAGCAAUGCUACAAAGUCGUCCGCAUUUGGCAGUCAUACCAAACAUUCUAACAUGGCAACGAUUUCUGAAGAACACAACAAAUAUUUGGCACAGAAUCUUAUGGUGAAUGCAGCAUUGCGGUCAAGUUCCUUAGGAAAUUUGAUGGAUUUUAGCGAUCAUGCAAGCCCAAUGGCGAUGGUACAGAAAACAUCUCUUGUAAAUAAAUCAGUGACUACCCCACCAGUACCAGCAAAAGUCAUACCUCUCAAUUUUGUACCUUCUGAUCCAUUUAGACAAAGCCUUAUUGAAAAGUUACUUCAAAGAGUAAAUUUUCCGGGAUCACAUACCCCUGGCUAUUGUUGUUUACCUUACAUUCCGAAACUAUCGGUUCGUAAAGAAUCUAUCAAUAUAGGUCCAGAUAGAUAUGUAAUAGACAAACAGCUUGGAAAGGGAACCUAUGGAACUGUUUUUAGAGCAAUUGAUGUUAGGACUGAAAACACGGUGGCAGUGAAAAUACAAAAGCCCGCCAACAAGUGGGAAUUUUACAUUUGCAGAGAACUUCAAGCAAGAUUAGUUAAUAGUCCGCUCAGAGAUAGGUUUAUGGAUGUAUUAAUUGGAUACUUUAGUGACCAGGCCUCAGUAUUAAUUUCAAAAUUUAUGCCAUGUGGCUCGUUACUUGACGUCGCUAAUCUCGUGAAACAGAAAUCUGGACGUUCGAUGAAAGAAUCGUUGUGUAUUCACUUCUGCUUGGAAAUGUUGAAAGUUGUGCAGGCUAUGCACGAAGUGAAAAUAAUCCAUGCUGAUAUUAAGCCCGACAACUUUUUAGUUCAACUCCUAGCUAAUGAUGUAGUAGGUUUGCAACUGAUUGACUUUGGUUGUAGUAUCGAUAUGUCUUUAUUUCCAAUGGGAGCAAGUUUCACCCGAAAGGUGACGACAGAAGAUUUUGUUUGCUGUGAAAUGAGAGAUAAUAGACCUUGGAAUUACCAUACGGAUUUGUAUUGCAUUGCCGCCACGGCACAUGUUUUGUUAUUUGAAAAAUAUAUUCAACUGCAAAAAAAGGAUGGACAUUGGUCGAUUUCAAGUAGACUUCCAAGAUACGCAAGACUAGAUUUGUGGAAUAUGUUUUUCAGCACUUUACUUAAUCAGCAAGAUGGACCGGCUGACUCGGUAUCACUGCAAGCUAUGUUAGAAGACAGUUUAAAUCACAAAUUCGAUGAUUAUCACAAUGAAUUGCGGUAUCUUAUUAAUAUACUCAAAAAUCGAUAGCAGGUUUGGAAAACUUAGUUUGUGUGGCUUAAGGUUUAGUCUAUAAUUAAUAUUUAAAAAAAAAUCAAUUGAAGUUAUUUAUUAAAAAAAGUUAAUGUAGAUAUUUUUUUAAGUUAUUUUCAAAGGCUGUUUGUUUCAAUCUUUAUAACUCAUUUUGUGUUAUCAGUCUUCAUUUUACACCAAAAACAUGUAACACUUACUUUUUAAAUUUUCAGCAUGUUUACUAAUUAAAUAUUUAAAAGAUGAAA
Messenger RNA from Zophobas morio, 3673 nucleotides. Its product is annotated as mitotic checkpoint serine/threonine-protein kinase BUB1 beta-like. The record is from RefSeq and is a predicted model, not a curated record. Bases 216 to 3425 code for a protein of 1069 amino acids. The transcript is spliced from 11 exons. Gene Ontology annotation, biological process: meiotic sister chromatid cohesion, centromeric; protein phosphorylation; mitotic spindle assembly checkpoint signaling. Lineage: Eukaryota; Metazoa; Arthropoda; Insecta; Coleoptera; Tenebrionidae. Gene Ontology annotation, molecular function: ATP binding; protein kinase activity. Gene Ontology annotation, cellular component: nucleus.